Hippocampus comes (tiger tail seahorse) is the source of this 499-nucleotide messenger RNA. Its product is annotated as rab GTPase-activating protein 1-like. Bases 1 to 474 code for a protein of 157 amino acids. The record is from RefSeq and is a predicted model, not a curated record. The transcript is spliced from 3 exons. NCBI's taxonomy places the organism in Eukaryota, Metazoa, Chordata, Actinopteri, Syngnathiformes, Syngnathidae.
AUGGCUGAAAAGAAGCAAAACUUGGUCAUCUGCGUGACAACUGAGGAUAAAUGUAUGUACAUGACGACAGCGGUGGACCUCGUCAUAACAGAAGUCGAAGAGCCGGUGCGUUUCCUUCUGGAGACGAGGGUCCGGGUUUGCUCUCCCAACGAUCGUCUCUUCUGGCCCUUCAGCAAGCGCAGCCACACAGAAACCUACUACCUGAAACUGCGACAGAUGGAGCGCAAGGAGCGGAAGAGUCCCUCCGCUGACACACUUUACGAGGUGGUGAGUUUGGAAAGUGAGACAGAAAGAGAGAAACGGAAGACCACAGCUAGUCCUGCUAUCCCUCCUGGCGCGCCGGGUUCGAUGGUCCCUUCUCCACCCGAGGAUGACGAAGAGGAAGGUAAUGUUUUUUUUUUCGUCUGUUCAUCAUCAUUUUGGCGACCCGAUAAAUAUCUCAAUGCAUUUAAUCAUAAGAAAAUGUUGUUGUAGAAUCGUAAAAUUUCAAACAGAAAGC